AUCGCGGUCUGGGUUGUUUCGUGGCUGCUCUUCAAUCCGAUUGGCAUCUCUCUUCUACACCUGCAGCUCGAGGCCAACUGUAGACUCGCACGAGGCAACAACUACCACUAGCCGGACAAUCGUAACCCGGUCUGGCAUCGUCGGGGCUUCAGGUGUCGCAGAGCCGCUGUGGCUGAUACUGAACCCUAUAAGGAAGUGGAGUGGUCACUCAGACCCCCGGCAAGCUGGCUCCUCCCAAAGGCAUCUACACCUCGCGUUCGCCCUUCCGUCGUCCCCUCCUCAUCUCCCUCCUGUGCCUGGUCUUCAUCGUGGCGCUGUACAAUCUAGUGCCCCGCCUACGGCUCCUCGUGGAACAGAUCGCCGUUCCAAAGGCACCCUUCAGCUUCCCCACACGCCCCAUCACCACAUCGACGACAAUGGGCAAGGCAUUCAAGAAGCCGCCUCAGGCGCCACCCGUCUUCACGCAUACUCCGGAGACGGUGAUCGAGCGGACGAAACGCCUGUUGGACGCCAACAAGGCACUGCAGGACAAAAUCGUCAAGGACAUCACACCUGAGACGGCGACGUUCGAGAACGUCGAACUGCCGUUUGCCCAAGAUGAUAACAAUAUGGCGCUGGAGGCACACAUCAUUGGCUUCUACCAGGCAGUUUCCACAGAUGCCAAGCUGAGAGAUGCAUCAACGGAGGCCGAGAAGCUGAUGGACGAGUUCAGCAUCGAGUCGUCGAUGCGCGAGGAUAUCUUCAAGCUUGUCGAUGCUGCGUUCAAGAAGCAAAAGGACGACCAGAAGUUGGACGCUGAGAGCAGACGGUUGCUGGAGAAAGAUCACAAGGGCUACAUUCGAAUGGGUCUGGGCAUUCCUGCUGGGCCUGAUAGAGAUCGUUUCAAGGAGAUCAAGAAGAGGCUGUCUGAGCUCUCGAUCACAUUUCAGAAGAACCUCAACGAGGAGAAGGGCGGACUGUGGUUGACACCAGAAGAGCUAGACGGCGUACCUGAGGAUGUCACAAGCGGAUUGCAGAAGGGCAAGGAAGGCACACCGAGUGAGGGCAAGCUAUGGCUGACAUUCAAGUACCCCGACCUUUUCCCGACGCUGAAGUAUGCGAAGAACGAGGCAACGCGGCGCAAGGUAUUCGUUGCCAAUGAAAACAAAUGUCCGGAGAACAUUGAGCUGUUCAAGGAGGCUAUCGUGCUCAGAGAUGAGAGUGCCCGUCUGCUCGGCUACCCCAACCAUGCUACCUUCCGCAUUGAGGAUAAGAUGGCCAAGACGCCAAAGACUGUCGACGACUUUCUUGGUGACCUGCGCGAAAGACUCGCACCUGGUGGCCUGAAGGAGAUUGAGAAGCUCAAGGAGCUCAAGAAGAAGCAAGGUGCUGAUGGCGACAACUACUAUCUGUGGGACCACCGAUUCUACGAUACUCUCAUGCUUGAACGCGACUACCAGCUCGAUCAGAACCGCAUUUCUGAGUACUUCCCUAUUCAGACAUCCAUCAGUGGCAUGCUGAACAUCUUCGAAGAGAUCUUCGGACUGCACUUUGUCGAAGUACAAGGCGAGCAUCGCGACCAGAUUUCAGAGACGGGGAAGGGCGAUGAUAUCGUUUGGCACCCCGACGUCCAAGUCUUCUCUGUCUGGGAUGAUGAGAGUGAAGGCGGCGGCUUCGUUGGCUAUUUGUAUCUUGACCUCUUCCCACGUGAAGGCAAAUAUGGUCACGCGGCAAACUUUAACAUCCAGCCAGGCUUCAUGACUGAGAACGGCACACGACGCUAUCCUGCUACUGCUCUUGUUUGCAACUUCAGCAAGCCAACACCGAAGAAGCCUUCCCUGCUUAAGCAUGACGAGGUUGUCACACUCUUCCACGAAUUAGGGCACGGCAUUCACGAUCUUGUUUCCAAGACGACGUACAGCCGUUUCCACGGUACUUCCACUGUCCGAGACUUCGUCGAGGCGCCAUCCCAAAUGCUGGAGAACUGGUGCUGGACUCCAUCCCAAAUCAAAUCGCUCUCCAAGCAUUGGUCGCACCUGUCACCGGAAUACGAGGCCGCAUGGAAGGAAACCGGAAAGGAGAAGCCUGCGCAGUCGGAGAUGCCAGACGACCUCAUACAGUCCAUCAUCAGCACGCGCCACGUCAACGACGCCCUCUUUAAUUUGCGCCAGCUGCACUUUGGCAUCUUUGACAUGACCGUGCACGAAGCACCUUCACACGACUGGGUCAAGGGCCUCGACGCUUCUGAAACGUACAACAAGUUGCGCAGCGAGAUCAGCAAGCUUGACGGACCAGAGACGCUUGGCGAAGGUUGGCUCUGGGGCCAUGGCCAAGCCACCUUCGGUCAUCUGAUCGGUGGGUACGAUGCUGGAUACUACGGCUAUCUCUCCAGUCAGGUGUACUCAGCAGACAUGUUCUACACGAUCUUCAAGGCUGAUCCAAUGAACGGCAAGGAGGGCAGGCGUUACAGGCACAUGGUGCUCGAAAAGGGUGGAAGUCAAGACGAGAUGCUCACGCUAGAGCAGUUCCUUGGACGACCGCCGAACACUGAGGCAUUCUACAAGGAGCUGGGUCUGUCAUAGAUAUUGCAAGUGCCUCAUUGCACCUUAGCGCUUGCAAUGAUGCUUUGCCGCGCUCAUUACGAGCUGCGGCCUUAUGAAAUGCGACGAAUUGUCCGAUGUUCACGAGUAUCAUAUUUGUUCAUGGCGCAUUAUCAACAUCAGCCGCUCCCGUCAUGUGCGGCGUCUCGUGUCUUAUAUAGUAAGCUGCUUCUAUCGAGUUCUAGAAAAGUGAAUAAGUCGGCAACUUUAAUCCGGAAAUGGAAGAAAGCGCGUGCACAGCCCCCCA
Messenger RNA from Cercospora beticola, 2826 nucleotides. RefSeq names its product metalloendopeptidase (gene PRD1). Gene Ontology annotation, biological process: proteolysis; peptide metabolic process. The record is from RefSeq and is a predicted model, not a curated record. Gene Ontology annotation, molecular function: metalloendopeptidase activity. Gene Ontology annotation, cellular component: mitochondrial intermembrane space. Lineage: Eukaryota; Fungi; Ascomycota; Dothideomycetes; Mycosphaerellales; Mycosphaerellaceae.